UUUAUAAAACAGCUGAACAGAAGAACGCAGAGAGAUUAAACGGAAUUUGUCUCUCAGAACAUUUGAUAUAGAAAUUCUUAUCUGCUUUGCAAGAGAUCUGACAAAAAGACAAGGGGAAAAUCACCAUUUCUGAAGACUGACCAGUUCCUUCCAUCUCCUACCAUGAUGCUUCUUCUAUAUUGGAGUAUUUUAGUCAUAAUAUUCCCUCAGUUAAUAAUUACCAAGGCCACAAUGUGGAGUGUAAUGCUUCACUUUGAUAGUAAAUACAAAUUUGUACACAUUUCUUUGGAUAAGGUUAAGUAUGUAAACAUAACAAGUGAGAAGGAGCAAGGAAAUUUCAACACUGAAUUUGAAUUAGACAAUGCAACAAAGCCAAGUUUUGUAGAAUCUGAUACGGGUAGAAUCUAUUGGGCAACUGUUCAAAAUCUUGAUCUUCAAGAAAACUAUUAUGGCAAUUGCCCUUACACAUUUUGUGAUAAGACAAUGAUCACAUUGCGGAAAAGGAAGCUGUUUGCCUUAAGGCUGUUUUUUUUAUGCUCUGGGCCUGAGGAUGCUGUUUUUAGCACCAUUGCUGAUGCAGUCAAUAUAGCACAAAAAUCUGGUGGUGUUAUCACUAUGGUUAUCACUUCUGGUUGCCAAUGUAGCUGA
Octopus sinensis (East Asian common octopus) is the source of this 648-nucleotide messenger RNA. RefSeq lists its product as uncharacterized. The transcript has 4 exons. The coding region runs from base 163 to 648 and encodes 161 amino acids. Lineage: Eukaryota; Metazoa; Mollusca; Cephalopoda; Octopoda; Octopodidae. The record is from RefSeq and is a predicted model, not a curated record.